Molecule: messenger RNA, 2430 nt
Organism: Ascochyta rabiei
Lineage: Eukaryota; Fungi; Ascomycota; Dothideomycetes; Pleosporales; Didymellaceae
Exons: 1
Coding region: 1-2430 (809 amino acids)
Source: RefSeq, a predicted model, not a curated record
AUGAUGAAGCUCACCGUUGCUUUCCUGGCCGCCCUGGCCGCCGCCGAUGCCGUCGAGGCUCGCUCCGCCCGCCAUCAGCGUCGCCAGUACGGCUCUGGCUACGGUACCGGCAGCGGCUACGGCAGCGGCUACGGCGAGACACCUGAGGUCUCCUCGGCUCCCGCCGUCUCCUCAGUCCCCGCUGCCUCGCUGCCUGCUCCCUCUGUCCCCGCUGCCUCCAGCACUCUGGACUACGGCAACGGCUACCCUGUUCCCUCCGUCCCCGCCGGCGGCGAGUCUUCCAGCUCUGUUGCCGUUCCCACCAGCAGCACCCCUGCCGCUGAGACCUCUUCCUACCCAGCAGAGGUUCCCUCCAGCUCCGUUGCUGUCCCCACCAGCAGCACCCCUGCCGCUGAGACCUCUUCCUACCCGGCUGAGGGCGCCUCCAGCUCCGUUCCCGCUGUGAGCUCCUCGGUCCCUGCCGUCUCCAGCUCCGUUCCUGCUACCUCCAGCACUAUGGACUACGGCAACGGCUACCCUGUUCCCUCCGUCCCCGCCGGCGGCAAGUCUUCCAGUUCUGUUGCCGUUCCCACCAGCAGCACCCCCGCCGCCGAGACCUCUUCCUACCCUGCGGAGGGCGUCUCCAGCUCCGUUGCCGUUCCCACCAGCAGCACCCCCGCCGCCGAGACCUCUUCCUACCCUGCGGAGGGCGUCUCCAGCUCCGUUGCUGUCCCCACCAGCAGCACCCCCGCCGCCGAGACCUCUUCCUACCCGGCCGAGGUUCCCUCCAGCUCCGUUGCUGUCCCCACCAGCAGCACCCCUGCCGCUGAGACCUCUUCCUACCCGGCUGAGGGCGCCUCCAGCUCCGUCCCCGCUGUGAGCUCCUCGGUCCCUGCCGUCUCCAGCUCCGUCCCCGCUACCUCUAGCACUCUGGACUACGGCAACGGUUACGGCCACCCCUCCGCCCCCGUUGGCACCGGUGCCUCGUCCUCGGUUCCCGCUGGCGCUGAGAGCACCCCCGCCUCUGGCAUCUACCCCACCAGCUCCAUCUACGUUCCUACCGGCGUUGGCUCUUCUAGCUACCCCGUUGGCACGGGCGCUUCGUCCUCAACUCCCCUCGCAUCUGAGGUCUCCAAGACGUACUACCCCACCGGCUACCCCUCUGGCACCGGCCCUCGCCCUACUGCCGUCACUGCCUUCCCCUCUGGCACUGGCUCCUACCCCGAGACCACUCCCAUGAGCGACUACGUCACCUCGGUCAUCUACAGCACCCAGAUCUUCACCGUCACUGACUGUCCCUCGACCGUCACCAACUGCCCGGCCCGCGCCACCUCGCUCAUCACCAGCGUCGUCCCCGUCGGCACCACCGUCUGCCCUGAGUCUGACCUGACCAAGGCCACUCCCGUUCCUUCGGCCUCCGUCUCCAAGCACGAUGUGACUAGCUCCUACCCCGUCUCCGAGGUUCCCCACGAGGUUACCGAGACCCUGGUCUACACCAUUGGUAUUGGCUCCACCGCCCACCCCGUCACCACCGAGAUCACCUCCACCUCCAUUCAGACCAUCUACUCCACUGUCGUCGUCACCAAGCACAGCGCCUCCGAGACCAAGCCCGCUGGCUCCUACCCUACCGGCCCCGGUGGAGAGGGUGCCUACCCUACUCCCUCCACCCCCGCCAACGAGGAGUCCUACCCCACUGGCCCCGGUGGAGAGGGUGCCUACCCUACUGCCUCCACCCCCGCCAACGAGGGGUCCUACCCCACCGGCCCUGCUGGCGGCGAGUCCCACACUGGCCCUACCACCCUGAAGUCUACCCAGACCCAGACCCGCUACGUCACUGUCAAGCCCACUCCUUCCGCAUCUUCUGACGUUCCCGUCGGUGAGCAGAGCUACCCUACCGGUCCCGCAGGUGAGGACUGCUCCCCUCCUGUUACCGUUACCGUCACUACCAGGGAGACCGUCACCGUCACCGCUGGCCAGGAGACUGCCACCUCCGAGUCUCAGAAGCCCACUGGUCCCGUUGGUGGCCAGGGCGAGUACCCUACUUCGUCUCCCUACCCUGAGGUCCCUGUCGCUUCCACCCGUGCUCCCUACCCCACCGGCAACAGCACCGUCUCCUACCCUGUCGGCCCCACUGGCUUCUCUACUGUGACCAAGCCUAGCUACCCUACUGGCACCGGCGCCGUCCCCAGCGAGACCGCUCUCCCCAGCUUCUCUUUCGUCUCUGAGGUUCCCUCCGCUUCGUCUGCCUACCCCACCUCGACUCCUUCCGUCGAGACUCAGGUUCCCAGCUCCUCCACCCCCGCCGGUGAGGAGGCUACCUCCAGCGCUGCGUACCCCGAGUACCCUGCUUCCACCCCCGCUAGUGAAGAGUCCUCUUCCGCCCCCGUCGCUACCCCUACCCCUAGCUCCGGCUACGGCACCGGCUACGGAUCCGGCUACGGCACCUACUAA